Messenger RNA from Cylindrotheca closterium, 699 nucleotides. Lineage: Eukaryota; Bacillariophyta; Bacillariophyceae; Bacillariales; Bacillariaceae. The record is from the annotation of a GenBank genome assembly.
AUGAAGCCAUGGAAUUUGCUUUCAUCCUUAAUCAUUCCAAGCGCUUCGCUGGAAGGUCAAAUGUCCGAUUCUGGCAUUACCAAUCAGUUGACACUCGAGAGAGAGCUGCCUGGUAUCUGCGACCGACUCUUUCAAGAGAUCGGGUCACAGCAAUCGGAAUGGACCUAUCAAAAAUGUCUUGCCAUUGACUUACUGCAAGCCGGGGUAGACGAGGUUCACACGGAAGUCAAGCUACCAUUGACCUACAAGGGUCAUGUGGUUGGUAAUAGGCGAACUGACAUGAUCCUUGAGUUGGCCUCAGGUGAAAAGGCGAUUAUCGAACUCAAGGCUUUAGAACAAAUUCGGCUCCUGCAUCGAGUACAGUUGGAGUAUUACAUGUAUUAUGCCAACAUUCCGGAAGGUUAUCUUGUCAAUUUUCCACAUGACGACGGCUUGCCGAGUGUUACCGACAGAUGCGAAUUUGACUAUCAAGUCCUGGCUGGUGGUAGCAUUGUUGAACACCUAGUGAACCCUCGUUCCAAAUUGUACCUUCGGAAUACGCCGGACAAGCGAGAGGUCGAAGUGAUUCACAUUUACCGCAAGGAUCUUUUGAUAGACACAGGAGGCAACGACGACACGAUUUUUCCCGGCUCACCCUCACUUAGCCAGCUACUUCUUGAGGGUUCAGGCGGGCCUAUGGAAACAGAAUCUAUGGAUUAA